This is a messenger RNA of Lagopus muta (rock ptarmigan), 1188 nucleotides long. RefSeq names its product WD repeat domain 77 (gene WDR77). Gene Ontology annotation, biological process: oocyte axis specification. The coding region runs from base 100 to 1179 and encodes 359 amino acids. Gene Ontology annotation, cellular component: methylosome. The record is from RefSeq and is a predicted model, not a curated record. Gene Ontology annotation, molecular function: protein binding. The transcript is spliced from 10 exons. Lineage: Eukaryota; Metazoa; Chordata; Aves; Galliformes; Phasianidae.
CUCUCGCGGAGGCCGCUCUCGCGAGAGGAGACGGCGCGCGCGCGGCGCGGGAGCACGUGGGGACGCCGCCGGUCCCGGUCCCGCUGCGCCACCGCCGCCAUGGAGGAGCCGCCGCCCGAGCAGCCGCCGCCCCCCGCGACUCCGACGCCCUCAGCAGGCGGGGAGGAGGAUGAGGCCGCGGCGGCCGGCGGCCCCGAAUGGAACAUCCCGCCUAACGCGCCCGCCUGCAUGGAGCGGCACCUGGAACGCGCUCAUUACCGCGCAGACGGAGCGCUGCUGCUGGGCGCCUCGGGGCUGAGCGGCCGCUGCUGGGCCGGCUCCAUCUGGGUAUUCGCCGACCCCCGGCGCGCCCCCAGCGAGGGCUUCUGCACCGCCGGCGUCCAGACCGAGGCGGGCGUGGCCGACCUGCGCUGGGUGGCGGACAGAGGCAUCCUGGUUGGUUCCGACUCCGGCGCCGUGGAGCUGUGGGAGCUGGACGAGAAGGAGACCCUCAUCGUCAAUAAGUUCUGCAAAUAUGAACACGACGACAUGGUGGAGGCGGUGGACGUCCUGGCGGGCAGCACGCGGGCGGUCAGCGGCGGAAGAGACUUCAGUGUGAAGGUGUGGGACCUCCCGCAGCAGGCUGUGCUGCACUCCUACAGAGCUCACUCCGAUGCAGUGACAUGUGUGGCUGCCUGUCCUGGUAAGGACACCAUCUUCCUGUCCUGUGCUGAGGAUGAAAGAAUAUUACUGUGGGACACCAGAUGCCCCAAACCAGCUACUCGAAUUGUUUGCAGUGCCUGUAAUUACCUCCCUACCUCAGUCCUGUGGCAUCCACAGGAAAGCGACAUCUUUGCUUUAGGUGAUGAAAGUGGAACAGUUGCACUAGUAGACACAAAGAAUCCUGAUUCUGCCCUCAGCUCCAUUGUGCAUGCCCGACGUGUUACGGGCUUUGCAUUUUCUGCACAUAGUUCACCUUUGCUGGCUUCCAUCAGUGAAGAUUGUACAGUAGCUGUUCUCAACUCAGACCUUUCAGAGGUGUUCAGAAGCCGUUCUCAUCGAGACUUUGUAAAAGGUUUAUCGUGGUCUCCUUCAGACAAUGCCUUGCUCACUACAGUUGGAUGGGAUCAUCAGGUUUUACAUCACACUGUCCCCAUACCAGCUGGUGAAGCUUCCGGAAUCAACUGUGUAAAAGAAUAGUUUUAUAAA